AUGUUCCGAGUCUUGUCAAAUGCCGCCGAGGAAACCCCUCGCGCAAAAAUCGGACGUUGGGCGGCGUCUUGUAUUGGAGCCACAGUCAAAUCUUGCCAGCAGCUCGGAACUGCGAAGUGGAAAAGAAAGCUUAUAUCCAUUGUUCGACCUUUAGAUUGGAUGAUUGGCUUGUAUCUAACCACGAAGCUCUAUCUCGACAUCCUUGUCUCUGAACUGUCAGAUAUUUGCUGGCUCGUUGUAUCGUCGAGCUGGGUUACACUUCGUCUCCUUCAAGCCAGAGGUUAUGUCGACAUUGAUGAGAUGCAGCAGCAAAACGAGUGGGGCUUUGGCCAAAUUCUGCCCGUGUUUCUGCUUCUGGGGCCAGUUGUUGCUGUCGUUGUCUCAAUCAACAUUAGAAGCCGGGACACGCAGAAGCCAGGCGUGGUGAGCGAUUUGAGACUUGCGGCACUUUUGGCUGAAUACCGAAAAGAAAUGAUCAUGGACCAUGAAGGCGACGUUGAUGUUCUGGGGCAUUGGUUACGCGGCAUGAUAGCCAGUUGCAAUGACAGUGCUGAUGCAUUCCAACAUAUGGCAGCAAUGAUUCGAGAUUCCGGGGCAAGACAGCACGAGCGAGGGUUGAUGUUCAAUCAGCCACGAAGUAUCGAGCCGGAUGAAUUCGACUCAAUCACUCUAACAGAUUGCCAGCUGCCAGCACAUACUCACAACGAGGUGGCAUUUCGAAAUGGGUCACGCCCACAGGCUUCAUACGUCGAGGAACUUCUCCCGCCCACGAACCAGGACACAUUCCUUGAAGGAGUGCAUACCAACGUACGAGAUUCAUUGGCCACCUAUUGUCAUAAAUCUCGAUGGAUAAGCCUCGUCAUCUGCCUCGUUUGUAGCCAGAUUGUCAUUUUGAUUACCCUGGUAUUCAUCACUCUUUCGGAUGCUUCGGGACAACCGAGCAGGGUGUUCACUCUGCUUAGCCUCAACGUUUUCAUUAUCCAGCCCAUCAACAGCUUCAGCGCGGUUGUGUUUGGCCUCUACAUGGAUGACCGUCGAGCCUCGAAACUUCAGCUCGCCGUCAUCUCAUUUGUGCUCAUGGGAGGCCUUUUGGCGUGGGAUUUGACUUAUGUUAUAUCGGCGGUUUACGUGUGGGAUUACACUAUGUUAGCUACUUUCUCUUCCAUUCCAAUGGGCAUGGUAGUAGUUCAGUUUGUGUACUUGGGCCGGAGAACGGUCUUGACUGAACCUUGA
Molecule: messenger RNA, 1233 nt
Organism: Colletotrichum truncatum
Lineage: Eukaryota; Fungi; Ascomycota; Sordariomycetes; Glomerellales; Glomerellaceae
Source: RefSeq, a predicted model, not a curated record